Messenger RNA from Aspergillus calidoustus, 582 nucleotides. NCBI's taxonomy places the organism in Eukaryota, Fungi, Ascomycota, Eurotiomycetes, Eurotiales, Aspergillaceae. The record is from the annotation of a GenBank genome assembly.
AUGCAAAUGUCUCUCUGGCCCGCCGGACAAGCCAGCAACGCCCAGGGAACUAUCGAGUGGGCUGGAGGUGAAAUAGACUGGGACCACGAGGAUAUCAAGACUAAGGGUUACUACUAUGCCACUUACGGCGAAGUGACCGUGGAGUGCUACGACCCCCCGUCUGGCACUAAUAUCGAGGGUGAUGUCUCCUACGAUUUCAAGGAUGACAGGGGUCUUGAAGCUUCUGUGGAAAUCACCGACAACAAGACCGUCCUUGCAUCCCUCGGUGCUACCGGUCUUGACAUGGACCUUGGGUCCAAUUCCACCAGCAACAACAGCAACAGCAACUCUACCGGUACGAUCACCAACAACUCCACAGUUCCCCCGAACCUUGGUGGUACUGGUGGCCAGGGCGGUGGCGGUUCCUCUGUUACUGGAACUGGCGAAGAGACAACUAGCACCAACGCCCCUGGCACUUUUAAUCAGGGAACCGACACCAGCAGCGAGGAUGGUGAGAACGCGGCCGCAUCUCCCAACGAGCGCGUCUUGAAAGGCUCCUUCUUCGCCGUCCUGGUUGCAAUUGUUGUCCUGAUUACCCUGUGA